AUGCAAGGCUUUAACAAAUACUACCCUCCUGACUACGAUGGAGAGAAGCACAAGAGCCUCAACUCGUACAGAGGUAAACAUGCACUAGGAGACAGAGCUCGGAAGAUAGACCAGGGCAUCCUCAUCACUCGCUUUGAGCUCCCGUUCAACAUAUGGUGUGGGACGUGCAACAACCAUAUCGGCAUGGGCGUCCGCUACAACGCUGAGAAGAAAAAGAUAGGAAACUACUACUCGACGCCGAUAUACUCGUUCCGAUGUAAAUGCCAUCUCUGUGAUGGUUGGUUCGAGAUACAAACAGACCCAAAGAAUACACAGUAUGUCGUCACUUCAGGCGCCCGGCGUAAGGAGGAGGACUGGAAUCCAGAAGAGAACGGGGGAUAUGCCGUGCAUGACACCGAAGGGAGCGCCGCACCAGUUGACCCGCUCGCUGUCCUAGAAAAGACCACCGACGCGCAGAAGAACCUCACCCAAGUCCAAAUCCCUCGUCUUGAAGGCCUACAGAACGUCUCUGAACAAUAUAACUCCGAUCCAUACACUCUUUCUCGGAAAGUCCGGAAACGGUUUCGUGAGGUGAAGAAGGCUGCAUUGGAAAAGGAGGCCGCGGAUGAUUCUCUCAAAGGGCGUUAUGGGCUGCCAGAGACGCUGAAGUUGUUGGACGAGGCUGAAGAUGAUGCAAUACAUGCGAAAGAAGAAUGGAAGCAAGCGCGCAAAGAAUUAGCGGAAGAGGCAUCGAGCAAACGCCGAAGGCUGGUUUUAACCUCCGUGUCUCGGCCUACUCCUUCGUUGCCAUCGUCUUCGUCUCGUGUUUCCACAACAUCUGGCACUGACGCGGUGUCCGCCCUACGAGCGCGUGUGCUAGGGAAUACAGCUCGGCGAGGUCGGCAACGCUAA
Messenger RNA from Pleurotus ostreatus (oyster mushroom), 891 nucleotides. RefSeq lists its product as uncharacterized. The record is from RefSeq and is a predicted model, not a curated record. Gene Ontology annotation, cellular component: U2-type spliceosomal complex; post-mRNA release spliceosomal complex. The transcript has 6 exons. Lineage: Eukaryota; Fungi; Basidiomycota; Agaricomycetes; Agaricales; Pleurotaceae. Gene Ontology annotation, biological process: mRNA splicing, via spliceosome. The coding region runs from base 1 to 891 and encodes 296 amino acids.